GAAUCAUCAUCCGACCGCUCACGUGGCUGCCUAACCGGGACGGAGAAGCGCCAAGUCGAACUUAUUCUCCUCAUCUUCUCUCCCUCUUUCUCUGUUCAAUCUACACCCUUUAACCCCCCUCCACUCCACACCAGCAUCGUUCCAAAUCCAUAUCCUUUUAUCAUUAAGCUGAACCCGAAGAAGAACAGUCACCAUGUCCUACAACAAACCCACAAGUCCACCCCCAGCCUACCCCCAACCCGCCUACGACGCCGGCCCCUACCAAGGCACUCCCCCCCCUGGCCCUGGCGCCGCCAACGACUACUACAACCAAGGCGGCUACGGUCCACCCCCGCAACAAGGCUACGGACCUCCUCCGCCGCAGAAUUACUACGGGUCGCCGCCGCCCCAAGGGCCUCCCCAGGGCGGCAUGUACUAUCAGCAGCAACCGGGGUAUCCGCAGCAGCAGCAGCCGCAACCGGGGUACUACGCCGAUGAUCGGGGCCGCGACGGCGGGUCCGGGGGCGGGAUCUGCGCGGGUAUCAUGGCUGCGUUGGCUUGUUGUUGUUGUUUGGAUAUUCUGUUCUAGGGGGACUGUUGGUGGUUGGUUAUAUUAUAAAAUCCUUCUGUCUGUGUGUGUUUGGGGGGUUGUUUCUCGUCGUCUGUCUUGUAAGAUGGAGAUGGAUGGGGUAGAGAGAUGAGAUGGGUUGGGCGUUUUGCGUGGAGUAUGGGGUUAUUCCCUUCUUCUUUUUUUUUUUUUUUUCUU
Molecule: messenger RNA, 745 nt
Organism: Aspergillus candidus
Lineage: Eukaryota; Fungi; Ascomycota; Eurotiomycetes; Eurotiales; Aspergillaceae
Exons: 2
Coding region: 194-568 (124 amino acids)
Source: RefSeq, a predicted model, not a curated record